Molecule: messenger RNA, 1806 nt
Organism: Symbiodinium sp. CCMP2592
Lineage: Eukaryota; Dinophyceae; Suessiales; Symbiodiniaceae
Source: the annotation of a GenBank genome assembly
AUGCUGAUGUUGCGGCUAGUUCCGAGCAUCUAUAGCUUUACAGCAGCUAUUACAGCAAGUCUGGGUGCAUGGAUGGCGGCUGCCCAGAUCUUUUCCGAGAUGUUAUCACACGACAUCUUACCUGAUACUGUCAGCUGCAAUGCUCUCAUGAAUGUAGCUGAAAGAAGGAGGCAGUGGCAGACUGUGCUGCAGCUGCUGGCCUACAUGGCGGCAGAAGCAGCCAAACCAAAUGAGAUCAGUUUCACUUCCGCCAUCAGUGCAAGUGACAGAAGUGGACAUUGGCAAUUGGCGAUGGGGCUGCUGUCUGGCAUGCCUCGACAUCGAGUGUAUCUCAGUGAGAUGAGCGGUACUGCAGCCAUGAGCGCGGGCGAACGGGCCCAGCGGUGGGAAGCAGUGAUUGAGGUGCUUUCUAACAUUCAGGGAGCUGAUGAGAUCAGCUUCAAUGUUGGCAUUGCUGCAUGCCGAGAGAGUCUGCAAUGGACAGCAGCACUUCAGCUACUCUGCGGUAUGCCAAAGGCAGGCGUGACAGCGGAUUUGGUUACGUUCAAUGCCCUUGUGAACCUGUGUGGUGAAGGCCUACUCUGGCACCUGGCGCUUCGACUCGUCUCGCAGAUCUCCGAGGCAGGGCUGGAGCGGGACAUCAUCGGCCGCAACGCCGCCCUCAGCGCGCAGGGGCUGGCAAGCGAGUGGCCUCGUGCUCUUGAGUUGUUUGGGCAGAUUGCUUCUUCGAAACUGGUACCAGAUCAGGUCAGCUGUAGCUCCGUCAUCGUCGCUUGUGGGAAGGGUCUGCAGUGGCAGACAGCGCUGCACUUUCUUCUGGAGGUCUUGCCGGCCAUGUCCCUGCAACGGAAUGAGGUUAGCUUCAAUGCUGCGAUCAGUGCUUGUGAGCCGUUGGGAUGCUGGGAGCAUGCAGUUUAUCUACUCGCACAGAUGCCCAUUCUACGGUGUUUCCCCGACAGCAUCGGUGCCAAUGCCGUCAUUAGCGCCUGUGGCAAAGGCGACCAGUGGCAGCUCGCUCUCCACCUCUUCCAUUCGCUGCCUUCCACAGAUGUCCGCCCCGACGCGAUCAGCUUCAAUGCUGCCAUCAGUGCAUGCGAGAAGGUGGGAAAGUGGAUUUGGGCUCUUUGGCUGCUCGCGGCGAUGCCAGAAUCUCGAAUCAGCCCGGACUUGAUCAGCUUCAGUUCUACCAUCAGUGCCUGCGAGAAAGGCCUUCAGUGGCAAGUAGCCGUGCAGCUUCUCCUUUCCGACAUGGGGGUGGCGAUGGUCCAACAGAACGAGAUCAGCUUCAAUGCGGCCAUCAGUGCAUGCGAAAAGUCUGGUGAGUGGGAGGUGGCUUUGUCACUCCCACAAAGGAUGGCUUUGUCUUCCUUAGUGCCAGACAGGGUGACCUUCAGCUCUUUGGUCGUUGCUUGUGGGAGGGGCCUUCAGUGGCAGAGGGCACUCUGCACUUUCUGGGAGAUGCUUGGCACACAGGUUGCUCCGAACGAAAUCAGUUUCAGCUCUGCGAUCAGUGCUUGUGAGGCAUCCACGCAGUGGCAGCCGGCAUUAGAGCUGCUUGCCGCGAUGCCUGAAUUCAAAGUUACACCAAACCAUGUCUGCUUCAAUGCUGUCAUCACUGCCUUCGAGAAAUUUGGACUAUGGCAGAAAACCUUCCAAGUUUUAGUUCAAAUGGAGAGUACCAUUGCUGCCAUCUGGAGAGCUGUUGAAAACCCUGGCUUCUGCCACUUCAGUAUGGUGGUUCAACUUACCCAGAGGGUCCAAGUAUCAUUAUGGCAUGCUCUUAUAGGGUAUUUUUGGGGGGUCUAA